UCCAACUCUCGAGUCAAUCACCACUGGCAACCAUGCUCCCGACACGAGUUCUGCUGGCGCGGUCAGUCUGGAAAGGACCACAUAUCGUUCCACUUCCAAUCGUGCGCUAUGCACAGGGCGAGAAGGUGGUCCCCAUCAGGACGCAGCAGCGCUCGGCGACGAUCCUGCCGAACUUCGUGGGGCUGAAGUUCCAGGUGCAUAAUGGAAAGGUGUACCACGAUGUCACGAUCACGGAGGAUAUGGUGGGACAUAAGCUGGGUGAAUUUAGCACGACGAGGAAGCGAUUUUCGUACAAGCUGAGCAAGAACAAAUAGACGGUGUAUAGAUGGGAAUUUUUAUGGCGUUUGGGAGGUCGCUGUAUGAUAGCGUUAUGUACGAUAUGGUACACUAGGAGCUUGUAAGAAGAGAAAAGAAUCCACAGAAUACGACUACAACCAAGCAACCGAGAACUCUUUGCACACUUGUGAUACCACCGAAACACAAUAGCACCAACGUGUGUGCGCUCACGCUUUUUGUCCAUCAGCAGCGGCCCAGUUUAUGGUAGCACAAUGUUCGUGCCGCCCGAAAGCCUGCCCAUCGGACCUUUUGGCAACAUCAGUUACCAGCAGCCUCCGUACAAUACACCAUCCCCCAGUCGAUAUAAAAUUAGUAACUAACUUGGAAAACACGGCCCUGAGUGACCGAGAGCAAUGAUGAUUCUUAGUUGCUGUAUACCGUGCCAUUGCGCACAGUCACUCUUCGGUCUUUUGGGCGGUAUAGUUGCUGUACACUGUGAGAUUGCGCAGUCACUCUCCAGUCUUUUGGGCAGCAUAAACUGUCAAAGAUUAAU
Messenger RNA from Pseudogymnoascus destructans, 829 nucleotides. RefSeq names its product mitochondrial ribosomal small subunit component (gene RSM19). Gene Ontology annotation, molecular function: structural constituent of ribosome; RNA binding. Gene Ontology annotation, biological process: translation; ribosomal small subunit assembly. Gene Ontology annotation, cellular component: cytosolic small ribosomal subunit; ribosome. The transcript has 4 exons. The coding region runs from base 33 to 314 and encodes 93 amino acids. The record is from RefSeq and is a predicted model, not a curated record. Lineage: Eukaryota; Fungi; Ascomycota; Leotiomycetes; Thelebolales; Thelebolaceae.